Pimephales promelas (fathead minnow) is the source of this 1285-nucleotide messenger RNA. RefSeq names its product zona pellucida glycoprotein 3e (gene zp3e). Lineage: Eukaryota; Metazoa; Chordata; Actinopteri; Cypriniformes; Leuciscidae. The record is from RefSeq and is a predicted model, not a curated record. Gene Ontology annotation, molecular function: acrosin binding. Gene Ontology annotation, cellular component: extracellular matrix. Gene Ontology annotation, biological process: positive regulation of acrosome reaction; binding of sperm to zona pellucida; egg coat formation.
AAUUUGAGUCCAACCGAGUUUAGGCCUAGAACAUUAGCUAAAGCUUCUCAAUGGGCUGAUUCCAGGAUGCCUUUGGUUCCCAGUAAUACUGCAUUUGCACCACAAAGGUUUCCUGCCCAGACACGAGUCAGGACUGAUUUUGGAAAGUCUUCUCAAGAUCUUAUGGGUGUGCAGUUAAAAGAGCUGUUGCAGGGUCCAGUGGCAAAACUGACGUGGAGCUUUCCAAGUCUACCAGAUGAACCACAGCAGCCAGACAUUCCUUUUGAGUUGCCUUAUCCUGUCCCUGCCAACAGUGUAGCUGCUCAGUGUGGAGAGAAUACAGUAUAUGUGGAAGUGAUGAAGGACUUCUUUGGGACUGGGCGCCCACUGUUGUCCUCUGGUUUUACACUAGGAGACUGCACUUCAACUGGAGAGGAUGUUUCUGCUCAAGUGCUGAUCUUUGAGUCUGAACUGCAUGGAUGUGGUGGCACAUCAAUGGUGACUGAGGAUACGCUUAUCUAUAAGUUCAACAUUAUCUACACCCCACAAGAAGCUUCACAUGUUGGUCCUAUUGUCAGGAGCAGAGGUGCGGUGGUUGGUAUCGAGUGUCAUUAUCCAAGAGUGCUUGAUGUUAGCAGCGAUGCCUUAAUGCCCACUUGGCAGAAAUAUGCCUCAACUAUGGUUGCAGAGGAAUUUUUGGUCUUCUCCCUCAAGCUCAUGUCUGAUGACUGGAGAUCUGAAAGACCUUCUAAUCAGUAUUUCCUGGGUGAUUCCAUUAAUAUCGAGGCUUCACUGAUGUCACACAACCACAUUCCUCUUCGUGUGUUUGUGGAUAGCUGUGUGGCUACUUCAGUCCCUGAUACCAGUGCUACACUCAGAUACUCCUUUAUUGAGAAUAAUGGUUGUCUAGUUGAUGCCAAACUCACAGGCUCAGGCUCUCACUUUUUGCCUCGGACUCAAAUUGACAAGCUGCAGUUUCAGUUGGUGGCUUUCAGAUUCCAGCAAGAGAUUAGUGGGAAAGUCUACAUUACUUGUGCUCUCAAGGUGGCUGCAGAAUCUGAGCCUACUAAUGCUGAGCAGAAAGCUUGCUCCUUCUCUGCUAAUAGGUGGAUAUCUGCUGAUGAGAAUGAUCAGGUGUGUGACUGCUGUGAUAAAACCUGUGGCAUUAGGAGUGGACGGGAUCAGCAAAUUAAAGCAGAUUGGCGGUGGGACAGGGCAUCUGUUGGACCCAUCACAGUCAAGGACCGUGGUUUCAGACUAUAGUGUACAAUUGCAGAAUGUCAAAAUAAAAAGUUUUCUUAUCAUA